CCAGGAGAGUGAGUGGAGCGUCUGCAAGGAGAGUGGAUGUGAUGUGAAGUUGGGGGCUUUCUGCUGAAUUAUCCAACGGGAUAAACAGGCCACUGAAAUGUUUUGGUGCCCGAUUAACAAGAAAUUUAAGAAGAAGGAUUACUGCUGUAAUAAACUCAUCCUGUGCUGCACAUUUCUGCUGUAAUGGACGCAGGCAGCUGCUGAGCACUGGUUGCUCCAUAUUGUCUGUCUGGAUUUACCUGCCGGUCAGGAUUUAUGAAGAUGGCAAACCCUAUCCAGUGGGCACGUUACAGAUGGCAGAGGUUGCUCUCCACAGAUAGGAGGAACAAUACUUACACUUCAUCAUCAUUCCCUGGAUGGUUCAAAACCUCCCGAUCACAGAAAACUGGUCACAAACAUCGAACAGUAAUUCCCUGCCUUGGUAGAUUCACUGAAGAAUAUGAAAAGGUCAUCAAAAAUUACAUGACCAAUAGGAUUCAAACAACCAAGUAUACUUUGCUGAAUUUUAUUCCAAUGAAUUUAUUUGAGCAGUUUCACAGGGCUGCAAAUCUUUACUUCCUGUUUCUAGUGAUUCUGAAUUGGGUGCCAUCAGUGGAAGCAUUUCAAAAGGAGAUAACAAUGUUGCCAUUGGUUGUGGUUCUUGCAAUUAUUGCAGUUAAAGAUGGGAUUGAAGACUACAGGCGCUACAAAUUUGACAAACAAAUAAAUAACCGAACGACUAAAGUAUACAACAAGCAAGCAAAAAAGUAUUGUUCGAAAUGGUGGAAGGAUGUUCGCGUAGGGGAUUUUAUUCGAUUAACUUGCAAUGAGAUCAUCCCUGCAGAUAUGGUGUUGCUGUACUCCACUGAUGUCAAUGGGAUCUGCCACAUUGAAACCUCCAAUCUGGAUGGAGAGACCAACUUGAAGCAGAGACAGGUGGUGAAGGGAUUCACAGAGCUGGACUCUGAUGCUGACCCUGAGAGGUUCACCAGUAGGAUUGAAUGUGAAGGUCCAAACAAUGACCUAAGCAAGUUCAAAGGCUAUAUGGAGCACUUGAAUAAAGAGCAGGUUGCUCUUAGUAAAGAAAACCUUUUGCUUCGAGGUUGUACCGUUAGGAACACCGAGGCUGUUGCAGGAAUUGUAGUUUAUGCAGGACAUGAAACAAAAGCAAUGAUGAAUAAUAGUGGCCCACGCUAUAAACACAGCAAACUAGAAAGACAACUUAAUAGAGAUGUUCUUUGGUGUGUGGCACUACUGUUGGUGAUGUGCCUCAUUGGAGCAUUUGGUCAUGGGAUUUGGUUAAAUGGCUAUUCACAGGUCCCUACUUUUAGCAUUCCACAGCCAGAUGGAGAAUAUACUCCUCCAGCACUGGCAGCGUUCUACAUAUUCUGGACCAUGAUUAUUUUACUGCAGGUGCUAAUACCAAUUUCAUUGUAUGUGUCAAUUGAAAUUGUCAAGCUGGGCCAAAUACUUCUCCUCCAGAGUGAUAUUGACUUAUAUAAUGAAAGCACAGAUUCAACCAUCCAGUGCCGAGCUUUAAAUAUCACUGAAGAUCUGGGACAGAUUGAAUACGUUUUCUCAGAUAAGACUGGAACGCUAACUGAGAAUAAAAUGAUCUUCUGCAGGUGCACCGUUGCUGGAGUUGAGUAUUCCCAUGAGGAAAAUGCAAAAAGAUUGGAGUUAUAUCAGGACGUUAACUUUGAGGAUUUAUCCAACCCUUUACUGGGAUCUGCAUAUAAGUGUCAACAUUCGGACAGCUACAGAUCUCUCGCUGUGCUACGGAGCCAUAACUCAUUGAAUUGCUUAACUGCUAAUCGAUCGACACUGAAGGAGAAAGAUGCUUGUGAAGAUGAACGUGAAAUUACUGCAAGUGCUUCUCAAGUGGCAUUCAGCAGCUCAAUUGAAAGGGAUGUUACACCAGAUUCUCGGCUUCUACGGAAAUUCGAACGAAUCAUGUCUCACCCACUUGACCUGUUGGAAGAGACGGGGAAGGAACUGCCCUUGGAAUUCACCUACAUUGUUGACUUCUUUCUUGCCUUGACCAUCUGUAACACAGUUGUUGUGUCAUGUCUUAAUCAGCCAGGGCAGCGGGUAAGAGUACCUUCGGUCACCAAUACUCCAAUAAAGUCCUUGGAGGAGAUAAAACAAAUGUUUCAAAGAUUCUCCGUGCCUCGAGUGAGCUCACCUUCUCUUUCAAGUGGAAAAGAUACAUCUACCGAAAGUCCAAGUACUUUUGCUAGCAGAUUAUUAAAUAGAGUGAAGCCGGCUUCACCCAGUGCACUCAAGGAACAAAAUGAAGCUGCUGCUGGAUCAGCCAAGGAUUUCAAAGCCACUAGUUGUCAAGUUCCAGCUGAGGAAUGUCCGGAAGAAUCUGAUAAAACUGCAGGCAGUUUAUCUACGGAUCCGGGCACAUCUGCAGAGCAAUGCAAUAAUUCUAAAUUGCGCUAUGAGGCUGAAAGCCCAGAUGAAGCUGCGUUGGUACAUGCAGCGCGAGCCUACAAUUGCACUUUAGUAUCCAGGACUUCAAAUCAAGUCACUGUGGAGCUUAGCAACAUAGGACGAUUACAGUUCCAACUCUUGCACACCUUACCAUUUGACUCAAUUAGAAAGAGGAUGUCUGUGGUAGUGCGACAUCCAUUGAAUAAUAAAGUAGUUGUUUAUACAAAGGGUGCUGAUUCAAGCAUGAUGGAUCUUUUGGACAAUUCAGGUCACAGACAUCAGAAAGCAAUUCAGGAAAAGACACAGAAUUACUUAGAUGAAUAUGCCAAGGAUGGUCUCCGUACUCUUUGCAUUGCUAAGAAGGUGAUGAAUGAUGCUGAAUAUGCAGAAUGGCUAAAAUUCCACCUCUCAGCAGAGACUAGUAUUGACAACCAAGAGGAGCUCCUACUUGAAUCAGCUCUUAAACUUGAAACUAACCUGACUCUGCUAGGUGCUACAGGCAUUGUAGAUCGCCUACAAGAAGGUGUCCCUGACACAAUUAUGGCACUUCGAAAGGCAAACAUCAAGACAUGGGUCCUUACUGGAGACAAACAGGAAACUGCCGUUAACAUUGCUUAUGCCUGUAAACUCCUGGAACAAAAAGACAACAUUUUCACUCUUAAUGCACAAAACAAGGAAGCAUGUGAAGACUUGAUUAAUAAGAUUAUGGCAGAAAUCACAGAACAAACCACUGAUGAAAAAAACACACCUGGUGCUGGCUUUCUUCCAUCCUCUUCGUCUGAUGGGGCCGAGCUUCAUAUCGCUCUGGUAAUUGAUGGAAAGACUUUAGAAUUUGUAUUGCAUGAGAGUCUGCAAGAUGCAUUUCUGGAACUUACUAAAAGAUGCCGUGCUGUUAUAUGCUGCAGAUCGACACCAUUGCAGAAGAGCAAGGUGGUCCAUCUGGUGCGGGAUAAACUGAAAGUCAUGACUCUAGCAAUAGGUGAUGGUGCCAAUGAUGUUAAUAUGAUUCAAGUGGCUGAUGUUGGAAUAGGAAUCUCAGGCCAGGAAGGAAUGCAGGCAGUAAUGUCCAGUGACUUUGCAAUUUCUCGAUUUAAGCAUUUAAAGAAAUUGCUGCUUGUUCACGGUCACUGGUGCUACAUCCGACUUGCAAAUAUGAUCCUUUACUUCUUCUAUAAGAAUGUGGCUUAUGUCAAUCUACUGUUCUGGUACCAAUUCUUCAGUGGAUUCUCUGGUGCAUCUAUGAUUGAUUAUUGGAUUCUCAUCUUCUUCAAUCUCCUCUUCACAUCUGUUCCACCAAUUGUCUACGGCAUCCUGGAUAAAGAUGUUUCUGCAGAAACGUUGCUCCAACUUCCAGAACUUUACACAAGUGGCCAACGUUCAGAGGCCUACUUACCAUCGAUAUUUUGGAUCUCCAUUCUGGAUGCUUUUUAUCAAAGCCUCGUUUGCUUCUUUGUUCCAUAUUUUGUUUACUCUGGGUCAGAUGUGGAUAUCUACACAUUUGGAACACCUAUCAACACUGCAAUGUUGUGCAUAAUAUUUUUGCACUUAAUAAUAGAAGGCAAGACUUGGACUUGGAUUCAUUGGACUGUAAUGUUAGGCAGUCUUCUUUUUUAUUUCGUGUUUACGUUAAUCUACGGAGGAACUUGUAUAAACUGCAACCCUCCGUCGAAUCCAUAUUGGAUCAUGGAAUAUCAACUGACAGAACCACUCUUCUACCUGAUCUGCGUCCUUUCCACAUUGAUAGCUUUGCUGCCCAGGUACUUCUUUCGGGUUUUCCAGGGAACAGUAUUCCCGUCUCCACUGCUCAAGGCUCGUCAGCUGGACAGGCUGAGAGACGAAGAACAUAAAGAGACAAUCGAGGAGUGCAGGAUGUCCAGCCAGUCUGUGCAGCACCCAUUGUAGGGGUCCUCCGCACCACCAGCCAUAUGGACAACGUAAUUAUUUCAAGAAGAAAGCUGCUCUGACCUAAGCCCUUUCUCUGAAGUUUCAGGAGCCAUAACAUAGCUGUGAUUCCACUGAAUGAAAUAGCAAAAGAAAGUAGUGACAUAUUUGGCCAGAGACUGAAUAUUUUACUUAAACGAGGAAAGACCCUGCUUUUCUGCAAGAGCCACACAUGGUGAAUGCUGUCUUAUAUGGGUUGGAUGCACCCAUGACUUCAGAUGAGAGCAAUCAAGGAGCGGUUUUACAAUCUAAAAAUGCAAAUACCUCCACACCAAUCUGAGGUGAGACUGAUGAGUUGUCAGAAUUCCCUCUGGCUUUGUGCUUACAUUAUCCAUUGGGAAGAUUUAGAGGUAAAAAACCAUUUGUUACAUCUCUUCCUAUGGAUGAAGAAGUAAAUUCUUUUGCCAGUAUUUGCUAUAACAUUUUGUUUUUGGAACCUACAAUCUGAGCUGCUUUGCUGAAGGGCAUUCUCUGAAAUAAUACUCUACAGUGAGAAAUAGGGUGCCCGAUAGAAUUCAGAUCAAUACCCAGAGUUCCCCAAGGAGUGAGCUCCUGAUGUCAAUCAUGUUGCUAAGGGCAGUUGCAGUGUGGAAUGUAGGACUUCCCCACAGAACAAAUGGCAUUUCCUUGUCUCCUUUUAGACUAACAAGGAAUGUAGCACUGAAAUUCAACUUCCAGUCAGCAACGACCCAAAAGGACAAAUAUAGUGAGGCAGCCUUGGGUUAAACUAUUGGUAUUCCAUUAAACUCAGUGUGCAAUUCAUUCUUGUAUAUUAUUACUGCUAAUAACAUAGCUUCUCAAAGCCAAAUUAAGGCUAUUUAAUGAAUCCAAUGCAAAACAAAUGAUGGUCCUUUUAUGAUGGACAUGUGCCAAGAAUUUUUUGUUUUUCAGUUCAGGUGUGUCAAAUAGUGAAACAAACCAAAACAUCUAUUUAGCAUGAAAUGGGCCACUGUGGCCUGGAAUUUCCUGAAAAUUUAUGCCAUUAUAUCCUUAACACAAAUUUAACUCAGAAGUUUAAUGAAACUCGAGCAAAAGCAACUCUUGCCAAUUUUAACACCCUCUAUCUUUUAUGUCAUUUCUGCAGAAUGUCUAUUGCCUACUUAAAUUGGUUCUACCUACAUGCAAUCAUUGAUGCCAGUUCAACACAAAUUAGGCCCAAAAGGAUCCAGAAUCAUAUUUCUGGUGUUUUCUUGUGAUUAUGUUUUGAAAGGUUUUUUUACUUUGAAAUCCAUGACGUAUUUUCUACAACUUUGAAUGCAUCUUUAUGGCAUCAAAUUGAUUUAUAUUAAAAAUAUGAAAUGUUUCAUGAUUAUAGUUCUUUUCAAAACAUUAAAAUGUAAUAGUGACUUGAUGGCUUCAAACUUCAAUUCGCAUGCAAUAAGGGCUUUAAAGAAGAAAUUAUUUAUUCAGCCUCUGUUUUAAUGCUAUAUUUUACACACUGGCACUUGGUGAGAUUCUCAGGAAAUGUAUAAGUGAUGUGUAACUGGAAAGAUCAGCGUAAAUUUUGCUGGUCACACCCUUUCAGGAAAUUCUGGCCCAACUUUCACUUCUGUCAUUCAAAACUAAAGUUAAAACUCCAUGUGCUGCCACUGUUUUGAGCAAGGUUAUAUUAUCUUUCAUCAUUGUGUCUCCAACCUUUCUAUGGUUGGCUCACAAUAUUCUGUAGAAGUUGCUGCUUGUGUUUAUAGUUUCCAAACCUUGUGGAAUGGGUUGUAGUGUUGCAGGGAUGUCAGGAGGUGAUUCAUAAUUUGCUUCUUGAGAUCCACAGUAAUUAGUAGCAUAAAGAUCCCAUGAGACAAUUGGGUCUGCCAAAUACCACUCUCAAUCUGUUCAGUCUCUCCUAUGUUUCCUAACUGUAAUUGGAAUCAAAUGCUGUCUUUCUGCUGGAAGUAGUUUCUCAUUAGGUCUAUUCAGUAGCUCUACUGCUUAAUUUCUUCCAUCCUUUUUCCCUGAGAGAAGUUAUGGCUGAUCCUGGUGAUGUAGUCAAUGGUACAAUGGAGGUCACAAAGCCUUUAUUAAAUAAGAGGCAACAAUGUGCUGGCUGAGGUCUAUAUACUGGGUGGGGAUCACCAGACUCUUGUACUUGCUGGUGGUUGUCACCAGCCACUUUCUCCUGAUGUUUGGGGUGUGUUAAGGCAGGAAACAGGUGUGGCCUUUAAGCAGCCAAUCACAAUUCUGCAUGUGCCAUUUGGGGUGGCGUCAAGCAUCCCUAGUUGGAGGUGGUAUAUUUAGCCAAAAAAAAACAUUGUAAAAGCAGUAGUGCAUGCAUAAAUUUGGAAUAUGUGAAUUUUCUCAGAAUGGUGUUUCAUUUACUCAUCUUGGCGUUGGUAUUUAGUAUGUAUUUUUUUGUAAGUGAGUGUACUGUCCAGUGCUAUCCCUGAGCACACUGGAUGUUUCUGAUGUUUGAGCCUGAGGUCUCCUCAAGUGACAUUCAGCUGUAUUCCACACAAAGGGGUGUUUAGUACUGUUAUAGUAUGUCUAUGUUGUCCAAACCAUUUCCAAUAUUGAUCAGGUGAUGAUUCCAUAUUUAUGUUGUUGUUAAUAUGGACAUUAUUUUCACAAGCCAUUUACUGUCAUGUGUAUAGUUGACUUUACAGAAUGGUUGUUUUUCUUAAAAUAGUAUUUUUUAAAUAAAUAUGAAGAUUUCUGAAUGACGCCUCCAAAUAGUUGUAAUGGAUUGUAUCA
This is a messenger RNA of Pristis pectinata (smalltooth sawfish), 7044 nucleotides long. Its product is annotated as phospholipid-transporting ATPase VD-like. The transcript is spliced from 23 exons. Gene Ontology annotation, biological process: phospholipid translocation. Gene Ontology annotation, molecular function: magnesium ion binding; ATP hydrolysis activity; ATPase-coupled intramembrane lipid carrier activity. Bases 256 to 4320 code for a protein of 1354 amino acids. The record is from RefSeq and is a predicted model, not a curated record. Gene Ontology annotation, cellular component: plasma membrane. NCBI's taxonomy places the organism in Eukaryota, Metazoa, Chordata, Chondrichthyes, Rhinopristiformes, Pristidae.